AUGAUGACAUCAAUGCAAGAUUCGAAUCGAAUGAGAGAUUCCAGAAGACAACCUGAUCGAGAUGUUAUUGAUGUAGAAAAGCUGGAAGGACAAGAAAGCGCUGUAAUGGAAAAUUCUGAAAUUUCAUCACCAUUAGUAUUAAAUGAAAGGCCGGGAGUGCGAUAUCUUUGCUGCGAUCGAUUCUUCAAGUGCGAUGGACGUAAUCUGAUUGCUCGGGAAAUUUGGCCCUCAGAUGAUGGCUUUAUUGAAUUAAAUCGAAAAGAACUGAAACGCUUUAUUAUAAAUAAUAAAGCCAAAAGGCUAAAUGGAUUGAAAGUAAUUAGACACGUGGCUGGCAAAAGUUCCCGGGAAUGUUCCACUGAUAGUAGAAUACAACAUAUUCCGAGAGAUGGCAAUGCACCGGACAAUGAAAGCAUUAUUCAGUCUUACAGAUCAGAUCUUCAUAAAAUACUGAACCAAUACAAAGGAGAAGAAAAUAUAUAUGACUUUAAUUCUACAUCAGCCGGUAUUGAGAGCGAUAAGGUGAAAACACAACAUAAACCACGUAUGCAGGGGAAUUUUGAGCAACUUACCGAAAACACAUCACAGAUAAGUAUAAUAUCGAUAACUGAGUCACCUGAAACAUUGAUCACUAGUGAAACGACAGAUCUUAAAAGCUCAACUGUUGAUGAAUCGUCGUCGGACGACGAUGAGUCACUGAUUGGAGCUUACAAUUUUAUGCAAAACGGGAGAGAUCAAUUGGAACCAGCGAUGAAACCCGAUGGUACCAUUGUAAUACCGGGUGUUGUGCAUGUCAAUAAUUUUGAAAGCUUGGAUGGCAUCAUGUUGGAAUUGAAAGUGCUCAUCAAGAGUCCGAAGGAAUCCAGGCGAAUCAAUGUCAAAAUUGACUGCCCUAAUUUUAAGCCAAAGUCAGUUAAAGUGAAUGGAACCGAAACUCAUCGACUUAUUAACGAUCAUUAUAAAACGUAA
Molecule: messenger RNA, 969 nt
Organism: Cercopithifilaria johnstoni
Lineage: Eukaryota; Metazoa; Nematoda; Chromadorea; Rhabditida; Onchocercidae
Source: the annotation of a GenBank genome assembly